Haemonchus placei is the source of this 345-nucleotide messenger RNA. Lineage: Eukaryota; Metazoa; Nematoda; Chromadorea; Rhabditida; Trichostrongylidae. The record is from the annotation of a GenBank genome assembly.
AUGGGUAUAUGUAUGUUCAAGAUGAUGACGACAACUCCAAUGGGAACUCGAGCAUCGACAACGCAGUUUGUGACCAACUCACUCUCAACACGCUUGCCAGAACUCAGCUGCGAUCCUGAAGAUGAAUGCACUCUCGACGGCGAAAACUUCACAAUGGAUUUGAUGUUACCGCAGACAACCGACAAGAUGGGACCACGCGAUGCUAAAAUGGCGGACCAAUUCAAUCGACACAAUGGAUUACGGCGAUGUCACUUCAAGCUUGAUCAUGUAGUCUACGAGAACGAUUACAGCAAGAGGCACUUGGACUCUCGGAAUCUCGCUCGACUCCUUGGAAAUGUCGUAUAA